Molecule: messenger RNA, 1155 nt
Organism: Vidua macroura (Pin-tailed whydah)
Lineage: Eukaryota; Metazoa; Chordata; Aves; Passeriformes; Viduidae
Product: maestro heat-like repeat family member 5
Exons: 9
Coding region: 7-1155 (382 amino acids)
Cellular component (GO): cytoplasm
Source: RefSeq, a predicted model, not a curated record
UGUGUGAUGGAGGACUGGCCUCUGCACAGAAUGUGCACCUCCGAUGGGGACAACAAGGACCUUUUUGCCCUGGCUGCAACUCUGGUGAUCUGGGUGAUUGUGCCUGAGUGCAACAAGGCCAUGAUCCCUUAUUCUGGGCAACUGUUUGUGGCUCUGCUCUCCCAUGUUGUCAUCACCACACAGCAGAUGCCACCAGAGGAAGUUGAUAACUUCUGGAGUGCAUGCCAGGCGAAACACCGCCUUCCCUACGAGCCCAACAGGUUUGCAGUGCAGGCCAUGAAGGAUCUGCUCUGCCGACUGCAGUGUGACCAUGUGGUGGUGGCUAUGGAGCGCAAGGGUGGCUGGGACAUGAUGCUGUGUGCUCACACCCAGCACUAUGCCGUGGGUCUGCUGGCCAGGGAGAUGUGCAAUGUCUUGGUCCCCUUCUGUUCCUGCAUCACGCUCCACUUGCUCCGGCAGCUCAGCAGGGAGGAGCCGUGCUGGGAUCUACCUGCCCUGGCAUUCCUUGUGGAGCCCUGUGCGCUUCUGGGUUCCUGGUGGCUGGGUCCCCUGUCACUGCCCUGUGCCUUUCAGGUCCUCGAGCGCCUGGACAUGAGUAAAUGUGGUGGCAGCGUCCUGAAGAUCAUGUCAAGGUACCUCCGGAGUGAAUGCAGUCAGAGGCGUCACCUGGCGCUCAGAGGCCUCGUGGUGCUCAGCAAGGAUCCCUCGAUGGCCAGAAGAAUGUGCAGCGUGUCUCAAAGCCUUCUGCAGCUGCUGGGGGAUGAAGAUAGAGAGGUGGUCAGCAUGAGCCUCCGUGUGUUCACCAAUGUGCUCCAGCACAAAGACAUCCUGGUAUCCAGCACCACUGCCCCGAAGCUGGCUGAGGCUCUCCUGCUGCUCUUUGACCACGACAACAGCCAUGUGCAGUUGCUCUCCAUUCAACUCUUCUGUAAGGUGAUGGACUUGGUAGUGGAUGAGGGAAAAAAGUCCCUGAAGACAAUUGUGAACAAGAGCCUGGACACACUUUUCAUCUACUGUCAUGAUGAGAACUGGCACGUGGCAAAGGCCUCUCGGGAAACGCUGCAUUGUGCAGCCAAGUUUCUGAAGAGGAGAAAUCUCAAACAGCUCCUGGAGAAGGAGCAUCUGUGGAAGUUUGCUGAGGUCCUGUUUUGGUAG